AUGGCUGGUCUAAUCCCCCUUCCCCCCCAUCACAUCCACAAUACGACCCGCCUUACUCACCGCGAAGCGCAUACUUUUCUCUCUUGUUUCCUAGAACGAGCGGACAUAGAUGCCGCAUACCGUCCGGACUCGACGCUCUCGGAGCGGGGGCCUCAGGCUCUCUCGACCGGCUCGAACCCCAAUCUCACACUUCACCAUCUCAAGCGUAUUCUUACGGGAAUCGAAGGAAAGAGAGUUGGCGGCGAUUUGGGGCGCGAACUGGGCAGAACUGGCGAGGAGGCAGACAGACUCGAAGAUGCUAACGGCCACAAGAAGCAAAAGUUAGAGAAACGAACUUUCAACAACGAAGGCGCAGAAACAGAAGGCACUACGCCAAAGAAGUCCAAGCGCAAAGUGUACGAUGCGGAGGAGCUCGUGGACGAGGAAAAUGACGACCCAGCGUUAGCCGUGGCAUCAGAAUCUGAAGACUGGCAGGAAAAGGACGCCUUUGAACUAGCACAAACAGAUCGCCACCCUGGCGCAGAGCUCGAGCAGCCCACAGAUGAAACUGAGGAAGAGGAGCUGGUGAGGGUGGAGAUUGAAGGGACCGGGGAAGCCGUUGAUCCUAGGCACGGGCAGCAAGAGUCAGAGCCGACCCCCAAGGGCCUAAGCCAGAAAGAUAAAGAGGAGCGGAAGAGAUUGAAGAAGUUGCGGGAUAAAGAGAAUAAAGCCAAAAGAGCGGAGGAGAAGAAGACAAAAAGGAAGAACAAAGAGUGA
Messenger RNA from Rhinocladiella mackenziei CBS 650.93, 756 nucleotides. RefSeq lists its product as uncharacterized. The record is from RefSeq and is a predicted model, not a curated record. NCBI's taxonomy places the organism in Eukaryota, Fungi, Ascomycota, Eurotiomycetes, Chaetothyriales, Herpotrichiellaceae. The transcript has a single exon. The coding region runs from base 1 to 756 and encodes 251 amino acids.